AUGGAAGCUUUAAUAAAUGUCCAAAAAAAACUUAUGACUUCCAUAAAUAAGGCUUUCAUAAAUUUUAAGAAAUGCCCGAAAGAUAGACUGUCACCCGAGUAUAUCGAAAUCCGGUUAGAUAAUUUAGAGCGGGAUUGGUUGCUUUUUAGGGAUAAUGACAAUAAAUUGUAUAAUAUUCCAGAACUAUCUGAAUUUGUAAAUACAGAAUAUGUUAAGAAUGAAUCGGCUCCAGCUCUAAAAGACUUGCUUGACACAACCACUGACUGUUUAAGCGCAUUAGAGCAAGAACGAGAUCUUACAAAACAACCGGUAGAAUCAGUCAAUCUUUCUACUAGUACUAAUCAAAUAACAUCAUGUAUUUCUACUGCUAAAGUUAUUAAAACUAAACAAGUAUUAUUAGCCACUGCAUUGCUAAAGGCACAAACAAAGACAGGUGAAUUUCAAUUGAUAAGAGCUUUAAUUGACCAAGGCUCACAGGCCUCUUUUAUAACUGAAUCAGCUGUGCAAUUCUUACGUUUGAAGAAAAUUCCUGUUAAAGGAAUAAUAUCUUGUUUAGGAAAUUCCAAGACCGUAAAUGCUACACAUAUGGUUAUCACUAAUAUACAAUCACGUAUUGAUCCUCAUUUUGUUAUUCAAAUACACGCUUAUGUCCUCAAUAAUAUUACAUCAUAUCUACCUGAAACAAAAGUAGAAUCUCUUGAUUGGUUAGAUAUAAAGGAUAUAAAUUUAGCAGAUCCGCAGUUCAACACUCCCAAUAGAAUAGAUAUGUUACUGGGUGCUGACAUAUUUAGCUGUAUUUUGAAGGAAGGUAUGAGAAAGAACCCAAUUGGAAACCUAGUAGCACAAAGCACAAGUCUUGGGUGGAUUCUUUCGGGCGUGGUCGAAACAACAGGAAAAUGCAAACCUGUUAAUAUUAGUAUAUCCUCUAUGCAUGUUCGGGUUAAUGAUGAUGAAAUACUAAAGAAAUUUUGGGAAAUUGAAGAACAACAGCCUCGAUUAAGUAAGUUACCAACUGAGGAAGAACAACGAUGUGAAGAAUUUUUUAGAGCUACAACUACAAGAACGGAGUUAGGAAGAUACGUGGUAAGUCUACCAUUCAAAACUGAAGAACCAUUUUGCACCGGAGGCAAUUCUAGACACAUUGCGAUAAAAAGGCUAGAAGCAUUAGAGAAGAAAUUAGACAAGGACAACGACUUGAAAAACAAAUACAUUGAAGUUAUAAAUGAAUACCUUAAAUUAGACCAUAUGAGACCUGUUAAGGAAACUGAUGAUAUGACGGAAUUCGCUGUAUAUUUGCCGCACCACGCUGUAGUAAGAAAUGACAAAUCUACUUCAAAAGUACGUGUAGUUUUCAAUGCGUCAAGCCCAAAUAAUAAAGGAGUUUCUUUGAAUGAUACUCUCAUGGUUGGACCAACUCUACAAGCUGAUCUGCGUCAUAUUAUUAUGAGAUGGCGAUUACAUCCCAUUGCAUUAGUAGCAGAUAUUAUUAAAAUGUAUCGUCAAGUAAGGAUCAAUGAAAAUGAUGCUAUAUAUCAAAGAAUUGUAUGGCGCAAUAAACCUGAAGAUGAAAUAAAGGACUAUGAGUUGGUAACGGUGACAUUUGGAACAGCUUCCGCACCUUUUCUAGCAGUACGAGCCAUGCAUCAAUUAGCUUAUGAUGAAGGUAAGCAUUAUCCUAUAGCUGCAGAUAAUGUCUUAAACAAUUUUUAUAUGGACGAUCUGAUGUCAGGUUGUUCAACAGUUCAAGACGGUAUAGAACUAUACACACAACUAACACAAUUAUUAAAAAAAGGAGGAUUUCAGUUACAGAAAUGGAAAAGUAACGAUAAAGAUCUACAGAAGCAAAUAGAAACGUGUGAGGCGGAAGAAAAAAGAGAAUGGAAGGAAAAUGAAAACGUGGACACAAGUACAAGUGAUGAUAUACAUAUUACUUUAGAUGACACAAUAAAAAUACUGGGACUUACCUGGAAUUGUGAUAAGGACUAUUUCCGAUAUUUGGUUCACCUCCCGGCAUUAUCAGGACCUGCAACAAAAAGAUCUGUCCUAUCCGAUAUAGCGCGUUUAUUUGAUCCUUUGGGCUGGAUCGCUCCUGCUGUAAUUUUAGCAAAAAUAUUUAUCCAAAAGCUUUGGUUAUCUGGAAUAGGAUGGGAUGAAGUUCUUUCCACAAAAUUAUUGAAAGAAUGGGAAACAUACCGUGAAGAAUUACAACAAGUUUCAAAGGUCCACAUCCCUCGAUGGGUUGGUACCGCGACUGAUAGCUCUAAUGUAGAGCUUCAUGGAUUUUGUGAUGCGUCGAAAUUAGCAUAUGCAGCUGUAAUAUAUAUUAGAGUUCUUGAUAGUACUGGAAACGUCAAUACUUCGUUACUUGUUGCUAAAACACGUGUUGCCCCAGUAAAACAAGUGAGUAUCCCGCGUUUGGAACUAUGCGGCGCCGUGUUACUUGCCAAAUUAUUAUACGAGGCAACCGAAGUCUUACAUAUUGAAAAGAGUAAGGUCAAAGCAUGGACAGACUCUACAAUAGUGCUUUCAUGGUUGAAUAGCCACCCAAGUAGAUGGAAGACAUUUGUAGCCAAUAGGGUUUCAGAAAUAUUGAAUCUGAUAGAUUCAUCUCAUUGGCAUCAUGUGUCUUCUAAGGACAAUCCCGCUGAUUGUGCAUCCAGAGGAGUUCAACCGGCUUUAUUAUCAGAAUGUAUGCUUUGGAUAUCCGGUCCUUCAUUUUUACAAAAUAGUAUGAUAGAAUACAAACGGCCAAUAGAUUUGGAUACACAUGUAGAAGAAAAUAGAUAUAAAUGGACUAAACAAAUACCCGCGCCUAAACUCAAUGAUGUAGUUCUUAUUAAAGAGGACAAUCUCCCUCCAAAAAGGUAUUACUAA
Molecule: messenger RNA, 2874 nt
Organism: Amyelois transitella
Lineage: Eukaryota; Metazoa; Arthropoda; Insecta; Lepidoptera; Pyralidae
Exons: 5
Coding region: 1-2874 (957 amino acids)
Source: RefSeq, a predicted model, not a curated record